Messenger RNA from Clavispora lusitaniae ATCC 42720, 4245 nucleotides. Lineage: Eukaryota; Fungi; Ascomycota; Pichiomycetes; Serinales; Metschnikowiaceae. The record is from RefSeq and is a predicted model, not a curated record.
AUGUCUAUGUCAAUCAAACGUCACUUAUCAAUGUUUACUCCAUCUACUGCUCCUGCUGAUGCUAUGAAACCAUCUGACUCUAGAUCCUCACUGGAGGAUUCAUUUAAGGAAUCCUCUGGGUUAGUCUCUGGUCUACCAGCUCCAAACACAGUUGUGUAUACAGCUCUGUUUGUUGCGCAAAGCAUUGAACAGGUUAUGAGCCGCUGUGUGAUCGAAGAUCUCAACCCAUUUGAAAUAAAGAAGAAAUACCACUUCCAAGAAUGGUACUAUUGCUUCAAACGAAAGUUUCAGACGACGUUCACGUCUGGUGAAGAAUUCUGUACUCUCUCUCGUGCGGAAUACGCAAAAAUUUUCUCUGGACUGGAAGAGUCAAUUCGGCAGGCAGUGAACUGUAUGGACCUGUGCUUUCAUAAGUGUAUCCAUCACCUUCUUCAGAAUAAGGCCUUCUUUACGGUGCCGAGGAUUCUCACUCGAGAGUUUCUUGAAAAUGAAUUCAUUCCUAGCAUUAAGGAUAGCGACACGAACGCCUAUCUUUUGGCAAAUGAGAUGCGCCGUGAACAGUUAGAGUUGCGAGCAUCGCACGGAGACUAUCAACCUUUGUUGUUCCAUCUCCUUGCCUUGUCUGCUAGUCCUGAAGAAAUAAGGCGGACUUUUAUGAGGGUCUUUACGUCCAAAGUCUCGACUCCCAAGCAAUUCACCGACUAUGCUAAGUCGUUCUCUGAAGCUGCAUCCGCCACACAGGAGAUUGAUCAACAGAUUCAUUUUUGGUUCGCGUCCAUUGUAGAUUCCCAUCCCCAUUGGCUCUCCAAAGAUAAGACCGUGCUGAAAGAAUCGAAGUUUGAUAAUCGGAGAUUGGAAAAAGCCCCACCCGCCCAACCCCACUCUCACAAUGGUAAACGAGGAAACUUUCGGAAGAAGUUUUCUAAACCUUAUUCGGAGUCGUCUUCCAAGACGAACAAGUCUUCUGGUCUGAAUGCUGGCAAAGCUAAUGAUGGGUCUCUCUAUCUUGUGUCCUACAAUGAAGAUAUUUCUGUUUAUCCCACCUGUACAUUCAUCCUAGACUCGGCCUCCGAUAUUCAUAUUACCAACGACAAGACUCUCUUGAGUCAUGUGAGAUCGACGACUCGUGAAAUUUCUCAUGGUGUGACCCAUAUUGUUAACACCAUUGGAGACAUGAAAAUUGAACUCUCGGAUGGCCACCAGUUGGUCCUUCCUGAUGUGCACUACAUCCCUGAGUUACCCAAUAUCAUCUCCUUUGAUCGAUUCCGUCAGGCGGACGGUUGCAUUGCUAUUGAUUGCAAUGGCGACCUUAUUAACGUUCACACACUUAAAGUGGUGAGCCCCUAUACAACUCGACACCUUGUGCUUAAUGUUCGAGUUUUACCUUGUGAUGCUGCGGCGACUCACAGCCACGUCGCCUCACACACCCCACCCCUCAGUCUAUUUUUAAUUAAUCGACUUGAUACUGUCUCUGAGGAUCCCUGCAGCGAUUCCUCUCCUGACACUGAGUCAGUAAUAUCGAAUGAUGCUGAACAAGAGACCGACCCCUCUGACACUUCAGACACCCUCACGGUCAAGGCCGAUGCCCUCUCUCAACUGUGGCAUAUUAAGUUGGGCCAUCCCGGUGCCAACCAAUUUGCGGCUUUCAAAAGAUUACUUUCAAUACCCAAAUCUGUGGUUCAUGUUCCCCUCACCCAAUGUCGUGGUUGUCUUGGAGCCAAAACCACUAAUCACUUUCCCAAGGAAUCCCGUGGCGUUACACCCAUUACCCAACCUUUUGAGGUAAUCCAUGUCGACAUCUGUGGCCCCUUUGAUUCUCAUCCGGCCUACGACAAUACACGGUACUUCCUUACCAUUGUUGAUCGCUUCUCCCGUUAUGUUACGGCUAUUCCGUUAGCUCGGAAGAGUGAAGCCUCGACUCACAUUCAAACCUUUAUCCUUCGGAGCUACAACGCUCUUCGCGCCACUCACUAUCCCAAACAGUUUCGCUCGGAUAAUGGCACUGAAUUCAUCAAUGAUAAUCUUCUUGUCUUUCUUGAUGAGCACGGUAUCACUCCUCAUUUCACUCAUGCCCAUUGUUCUUCUCAGAAUGGCAUUGCGGAGCGUAUGAACCGUACUCUUGAAGACAAAGCUCGUGCUCAAAUCGCACAUGGCAAUAUUCCUCUUGCUUUCUGGCCUGAGGUUAUUCGGUACUCUGCAUUCAUUCUCAACUGGACACCACGCUCCAACUUACAACAUAAGACACCUACUCACUGUUGGUUUAACAACCUGCUGAUUCCCUGCCCCACCUUUUAUCCUUUUGGGUGCACUGCACAGGUUACGUUUCCGCUUGAAAUCCGUGCCAACAAAUUAGCUCCUAAUUCUCUUGAAUGUGUCUAUUUAGGACCUGCUGUUCAACGCACAGGCCAUCGCUUCUUCAGUUAUGACCUCAUGACGGUCUUCGACUCUGACCAAGCUACCUUUCUUCCCGAAGACCUAUACUUUAUCAAGCAUGAUGCGCGCAUUAGGUCUCUUCUGAUUAAUCACAACCGCCUUCCUACGGCUCUCCUCCCAAGCAUUAAGUUGCCGGCGCCCUUUAAACGUCUCUCUCCUGAAGACCUCUUUCGUGAAAAGCAAGAUCUCGCGAAUCUCUUUUCCACGCAGCCUCGAACCACUGAAAAGUCUGCUUCUCCUCCGCCCGUGGUCCCGGCGGACUCCACGACUCUGCUGAUCACUGAGUCCUCUCCUAUGCCUUCUCGAAAGGUUGCUAAGACGCUGUCGCUUACCCCGUCCGCUACCUUAGCGCAGUUGCUGACCUCUUCUGCCACUAAUCCGGUUACGGCGCCUCCUGCUUCUCCGCCGCCGCCUUCCUCGUCAUCUCCACCUCACUACCGGACCCGGAGCUAUACUCGCUCCCUUUUUCCCAAAUUGCUGUCAUCCACCAAGGGGGGUAGACAACAUGAUCACCUCCUUAAAUUUCCAGCCCGACUGCAACAAGUGUCAGUUGCCCAGUCUAACAAAUCUAAAAAGUCGAAAAAGCGUUCUCAUGAUGAAGUCCUAAUGGUUCUAAGGACUGACAUGGUGGAUACACCUGGUCACAAGGAAGAAAUUCCUAGUACUACUUCAGUCUUACAUGCUGCGACUGUGUAUGCUGAAAACCAUCUCAAUAACCUGAGACCUAUUCCUAACUCCUAUUCUGAAGCCAUGAGAGCUGCAGACAAACAGAAUUGGUUAGAAGCUUGCAACCUGGAAAUGCAAGCACAUCACGAAAAUGGCACAUUUACUCUUGUCCCUUUACCACCAAACGUAAAGCCCAUAGGCUGUCGAUGGGUUUUCAAUAUCAAGGACAAAGGCCUCUACAAGGCCAGACUAGUUGCCAAAGGCUAUACACAGAAAGAAGGAAUUGACUACGAAGAAACCUUCUCUCCUGUGAUUAAGCAUACUAGUCUACGUCUACUCCUAGCCAUUGCUGGUAGACUCAAAAUGCAUGUACAUCAAAUGGAUGUUAAAACCGCGUUCUUAAACGGUGACCUCAAGGAAGAUUUAUACAUGAGACAACCUCCCGGUUACAAAGCUGUUUCCAAGAAUAGUGAAGAUAAGACCACUGAAUAUGUUCUCAAGUUGAACAAGUCAAUCUAUGGAUUGAAACAAGCUCCCUUAGUCUGGAAUCAGACUAUAAACAAAACUCUUGUGUCACUUGGCUUUAAGAAAACUAUCCAUGAACCAUGCAUAUACUAUAAGUUUGAUAAUAAAGAUCAAACUUUAGUCGCACUUUAUGUUGAUGAUAUGUUAAUCGCUGGUACAAACCUUGCAAAGAUAAAUCAACUCAAAAUUCACUUAGGUCAAGUCUAUCAAAUGAAAGACCUUGGUGUUGCUACGAAAUUCAUUGGUAUGAACUUGGAGAUAUCAUCCACUGGAAUUCAAGUCUGCAUGAAAGAUUAUAUUCGAAAUCUCCUUGCAGAAUACAACAUGACUGAUUGUAAUCCAGUCAAAACACCUGCGAAUAAAACUAACCUUGACGACUUACCUGACAGCACAGAUCUACCAUGUGAUGAAAAUGAAUAUAGAUCCAUUGUUGGAAAAUUACUCUAUGCUGCAAACACAGUUCGAUACGACAUAAAUUACAUCGUUCUGAAAUUAUCACGCUACUUUGCAUCACCUAAAGUGAAACACAUGGAUGCUGCCAAACGUGUUCUCAGAUACCUAAAAGGCACCCCAACAUUUGGCUUACGCUUAUACAUCAUAUGGACCAAAAAAGCUCUUUAG